AUGCCCUCGCUCGAGAGUCCGACAAAGAGUGAUGCGAGGUUGCUGCUCGUCUCCAAUCGAUUGCCCAUCACCAUCAAGCGGUCGGAUGACGGCAAAUAUGACUUUUCCAUGUCCUCUGGUGGUCUGGUGAGUGGGCUGAGCGGACUGUCCAAAUCGACAACCUUUCAAUGGUACGGAUGGCCUGGCCUGGAGGUGCCCGAAGAGGAGAUCCCCCAUGUGAAGAAGCGUCUGCUGGACGAGUACGGAGCCAUCCCCGUAUUUAUCGAUGAUGAACUGGCCGACCGGCACUACAAUGGUUUCUCUAACUCGAUCCUGUGGCCGCUAUUUCACUACCAUCCCGGUGAAAUCACCUUCGACGAGUCCGCCUGGGAGGCCUACAAGGAAGCAAAUCGGUUGUUCGCCAAGGCAGUGGCCUCGGAAGUUCGCGACGGAGACUUGAUCUGGGUGCAUGAUUACCAUCUGAUGCUUCUGCCGGAGAUGCUCCGCGAGGAGAUCGGGAAUAGCAAAGAGAACGUCAAGAUCGGCUUCUUCUUGCACACUCCGUUCCCCUCCAGCGAGAUCUAUCGGAUUCUGCCCGUGCGAAACGAGCUGCUGCUCGGUGUCCUGCACUGCGACCUCAUCGGUUUCCAUACCUACGACUACACGCGACAUUUCCUGAGCAGCUGCUCGCGAUUACUGGGUUUGACUACGACGCCCAAUGGUAUCGAAUUCCAAGGGAAGAUUAUCGCCUGCGGUGCUUUCCCGAUCGGUAUCGACCCGGAUAAGUUCAAGGAGGGUUUGAAGAAGGAAAAGGUGCAGAAGCGGAUUGCCAUGCUGGAACAGAAAUUCCAGGGGGUGAAGCUGAUGGUGGGUGUGGAUCGUCUGGAUUACAUCAAGGGUGUUCCGCAGAAACUCCAUGCUCUGGAGGUGUUUCUCAGUGAUCACCCGGAAUGGGUGGGCAAGGUGGUCCUCGUGCAGGUGGCUGUUCCUAGUCGUCAGGAUGUGGAGGAAUACCAGAACCUGAGAGCGGUGGUCAACGAACUCGUUGGCCGGAUCAACGGCAAGUUCGGCACGGUUGAGUUUAUGCCCAUCCACUUCCUCCACAAGUCCGUCAACUUCGACGAGCUGCUCGCGCUGUAUGCCGUGUCGGACGCCUGUAUUGUGUCGUCCACCAGAGACGGCAUGAACCUGGUGGCAUAUGAGUACAUUGCGUCGCAGCAGAAGAAGCACGGAGUCUUGGUUCUUUCGGAAUUUGCAGGAGCCGCCCAGAGUCUCAACGGCAGCAUCAUUGUCAAUCCUUGGAACACGGAAGAACUGGCCGGCGCCUACCAGGAGGCGGUCACGAUGAGUGACGAGCAGAAGGCGCUCAACUUCUCGAAACUCGACAAGUAUGUGUCGAAAUAUACCAGCGCUUUCUGGGGCCAGUCGUUCGUCGCUGAGUUGACUCGCAUUUCCGCGCAGGCGGAGAAGAAGUUUCACCUGAGAAAGGCGUCCGUAGCGCUGCCCGCAGGAUCCGAAUCGCAGGCGAAUGGAACCUCUGUGGCUCAAGACGCGUAGUGAAUUUGCAUGGUCUAGAAAAGGUACAAACUUCAAUGAAUACACGAGAACGGUGUUGGUAUGGUCGCGUACACGGCGUGGGUGGAGUUGUUCUACCGUUGGCUUUUCCUACCUUGUUCCGUCUCUACUCUACAGCUCCGACGUAAUAUCAUGACAUGUUUUUUUUUU
Messenger RNA from Paecilomyces variotii, 1704 nucleotides. Its product is annotated as alpha,alpha-trehalose-phosphate synthase 1. The transcript is spliced from 5 exons. The record is from RefSeq and is a predicted model, not a curated record. NCBI's taxonomy places the organism in Eukaryota, Fungi, Ascomycota, Eurotiomycetes, Eurotiales, Thermoascaceae. Gene Ontology annotation, molecular function: alpha,alpha-trehalose-phosphate synthase (UDP-forming) activity. Bases 1 to 1536 code for a protein of 511 amino acids. Gene Ontology annotation, cellular component: alpha,alpha-trehalose-phosphate synthase complex (UDP-forming); cytosol. Gene Ontology annotation, biological process: cellular response to heat; trehalose biosynthetic process.